Macrobrachium nipponense is the source of this 2140-nucleotide messenger RNA. It is a transcript of the gene U4-U6-60K, whose product is annotated as U4/U6 small nuclear ribonucleoprotein Prp4-like. Gene Ontology annotation, biological process: mRNA splicing, via spliceosome. Gene Ontology annotation, cellular component: U4/U6 x U5 tri-snRNP complex. The transcript is spliced from 3 exons. Lineage: Eukaryota; Metazoa; Arthropoda; Malacostraca; Decapoda; Palaemonidae. Bases 573 to 2096 code for a protein of 507 amino acids. Gene Ontology annotation, molecular function: protein binding; U4 snRNA binding; U6 snRNA binding. The record is from RefSeq and is a predicted model, not a curated record.
UAUAUUUUGUAAUGAACUACAUAUCCUGGGUUAAGAGGUCAUUCAGUCUAAACACUAAAGGUUUAAAAAUUGUAAAUGAAGGAUUGUCAGUGGCAUUGCUUGCCUUUUUGGCAAAAUACAAAAUAUCAACUAUAAGAAAUAAAAAUGUAUUUGAGAGCCAUUGCUUAACUGUCACAGAGUGCUAUUUGCAUAGCAGAAAGGGUAUUAAGGUAGAGGUGACAGUUGUAGCCUAAAUUGUUACCAGUUCAUUCUGAUUAUUUUCUCAUCAGCACAAAAUUUUGUUAAUAAUUUUUUUUCUGAAUUCCAAAAAAUUUAGGUAAAUCCAAAGACCAUUCAUUUUAAUUACCAGUAAUGAUAUUCCAAAAAUCAUUCAGAGGAAAGAACUUUAAAAUUUGCAACUAUGAUCUCCAUUAUCAAAAUUUAAUGAUACAAUUAAAAAAAAUGGCAAGUUUCAUCUCCUUCACUAGGCAAGAUUCUGUGUAUUAAUUUGCAGGAUCAUCAGGCAAGUAUAACUUAAAUUGCUUCAGAAAUCAUUUCACUUAGUACUGCUUGUAUCAUUGGAUCCUUGAAAAAUGUCUGAUGGAGAAGAUUCACCAGUGGGGGCUGGAGGUGGUAACGCUCGUGAACGUCAGUGGUAUGGAUCCCUUGGGGCCACAAUGGGAGGGGCAGAUUCUCCGAGUGAAACACCAAGUAGCCCUGCUAAUUCAAACAUCCACACUAGCAAUGAAUACAUGGAAUUAGACGAACCAGAAAUGUUAGAUGAAAAGAAAGCAUUGCUUGAAGAGUUUGAAAGAAAGCGACGAGCACGUAUGAUCCACGUCACCACAGAUGAUAGUGAGGUAAAACAACAGCUGAGACAACUGGGAGAACCUAUAUGCCUUUUUGGUGAAGGUCCUGCUGACCGAAGAAAUCGAUUGAAGGAACUUCUCUCUAGACUAGGUGAGGAUGCUUUGAAAAAGACUGCAUCAGAUAAACAAGAAAAAGAAACCACAGAACACACACAAGAAAGCCCAGAGGAGACAUGGUAUCAUGAGGGACCCAAAGAACUCAGGGAUGCAAGAAUGUUUCUUGUAAAUUUCUCAAUACCUCGGGCAAGAGCCAGAUUAAAGCAAGAGCACUUAGAUAAUCAAAUUCCAGAGGCAACCCGUACUGCUAAGAGGCAAGAAAUACAGAAUAAAUUGAGAGCGUUUAGUCUUAUUGGCAGUCAAAAUGCAGACUCAAGACCCAUUUCUUAUUGCAGUUUCAGCCCUAAUGGAAAGCUCUUAUCAACUAGUUCCUGGAGUGGAUUAUGUAAAGUUUGGAAAGUUCCAGAAUGCACAGAAAUUCAGUCUUAUCAUGGACACAAUUGUUAUGUAGACUGUGUUGAGUGGCAUCCAUGUGCAACAUUGACUAUGGAAUCCACAGCUCUCAACUUAGUAUCAAGUGGUCGAGAUGGAAGUGUGCAGCUGUGGAGCUUGGACAGUGAUAUUCCUCUUGGAGAAUUACCAACCAUGGAAGCAAGAGUUUCAAGAGUCAGCUUCCAUCCAAGUGGGAGGUUUCUGGGGGCAUGUGUCCAUGAUAACAGUUGGCGGUUAUGGGACCUUGAGAUACAAGAAGAAGUUCUUUUUCAAGAAGGUCAUUCAAAACCAGUAUAUUGCCUUGGUUUUCAGUUUGAUGGCUCUUUGGCUGCCACUGGAGGAAUGGAUGCCUUCGGAAGAGUUUGGGAUUUAAGAACUGGCAAGUGUAUUAUGUUCUUGAGUGGACACCAGGAGCCAAUUUUGGCUGUUGACUGGUCACCUGAUGGUUAUCAUUUGGUAACAGGCAGUGAAGAUAAUUCAGCAAGAGUUUGGGAUGUUCGAGCACGCCGUUGUAUAUAUUCAAUCCCUUCUCACACAGGCAUUGUCACAGGUGCUCGGUAUGACAAGACUGGAGGGCAGUAUAUUGUAACAAGUUCAUAUGAUGGCUCUGUACGUGUUUGGUGUCAUGGCUCGUUCCAACCUCUCCGUGCCCUUGAAGGACAUGGCCAAAAGGUGAUGGGAGUUGAUAUCUCCCCAUUUGAUGGCAUUAUUGCAACAUGUUCAUUUGACAGGACAUUCAAGAUCUGGGGUCCCGACUGAGAAGUACAAAUGAAAUUUUGGUACUGUGAAUUUAAUUUUUAAUA